Molecule: messenger RNA, 2415 nt
Organism: Pseudozyma flocculosa PF-1
Lineage: Eukaryota; Fungi; Basidiomycota; Ustilaginomycetes; Ustilaginales; Ustilaginaceae
Exons: 1
Coding region: 1-2415 (804 amino acids)
Source: RefSeq, a predicted model, not a curated record
AUGAAAGGCCUCGCUCCGCACCGCAUCACUCCCUCGCUCGACCAGGCAAUACAGACAGAGGCCGCAUCGAGCGCGGUCAAGGUCACCCGCACACCCGCGCCGGAACCGUCGGCCUUCUUCGACCUGGUCGUCAUCGGAUCCGGCCCAGCAGCCCUCGCCCUCGUCUGCCGGAUCCUCGAAUCGCGACCCGCGGCGCUGUACACCGAAGAUGAGCACCGCCAUCUGCACUGGCUCAAUCGGUCCGCGCGCCGCCCGACGACGCCGCUCGUCCGGACGCGCAAGGACGGAUCGAGAUCGACGCGACACCGGCGCGCCGACCCGAAGAGCCUCGGAGACGGCGGCCAAGGAGCCUGCGACUGCGAUGGGAGGAUACGCAUCCUCGUCAUUGACAAGAUCGGCGAAGGGUGGAUGGCUCUCUGGCAUCGUCUCUUUGCCGCCUACGAGAUUCGACACCUCCGUUCGCCGCUGUUCUUCCACCCGGAUCCCUCGGACCUCGAUGCGCUCCUCGCAUUCGCCCAGAGGGAAGGCAAGUCGAGGCAGGGCAGCUCCGACUUCGUCUGGCAAAGUGUUCUGGCCGCCCACGACGAUGUCUGCUCGCCACAGCAGCGUUCCCAUCGUCCCAAGACGAGAGGUAGGACAAAGCGCCGUUCGUUCGAAGCAGUCUCGUCGAGCGAAACAGCGGCACCGCCGGACUUGGUCGAGAUCCCAGGCGUCGUGGGACGCGAGGUGUCGAAGCACAAGUGCAAAGCCCAGCGAAACGACCGUCACUACGCCCGCCUUCUCAAGAUCUACGGCCCUGCCGUCAACGAGCGCGAUCGCAAAGACUACUUCACGCCCAGCACCGACCUCUUCCGCGACUUUAUCCAGGACGGCGUCGUGAAGCGCUAUGGCCUUCGAGGUACCUGUGACGCAGGUAGAUGGCCAGAUGCGGUCGAUUGGACCGAGUCUCAUCAUGAAGACUCCGUCCGAAAUGAGGCGCCGGUCACCAUGCUCAAGGGAGAGGUGGUCCAUCUGGAAUGGCUUGAUGCAGUCCAUAAUGGCAUCGCCGGCGAGACGGCGGGAUUCCACCUGAGCCUUGCGGAUGGCACCACCUUUGGAGCCCGGGCGGUCGUGAGCGCCGUCGGGCCGGGAGGUCGACCCAACAUACCCUCCUUCCUCGAGGCAGCAAGGCCACAAGCUGAUGCAGCCGCGCGACCCGAGGCGCCUCAGCUGCCGCCCCCGCCGCCGUUCAGUGAGGGUUGGGCGCACUCAUCGGCCUUUGCGCAGCCCAGCUUCACCUUUCCGCCUGCUUACCUCUCGCACCGGAUCGCAGCAGGCCGACCAACAACGCUCCUGCUCAUCGGCGGCGGACUCACCUCUGCGCAGCUGGCGUCGCUUGCCCUGCAUCGGGGCGUGGAAAAGGUAAUCCUUCUCCUCCGUGGCCACCUCAAGGUGCGGCCGUUCGACAUCGGUCUCGAGUGGAUGGGCCGCUACAGCAACUUGGCCAAGAUGCACUUCUGGCAGACGGAAGACGGCGCUGAGAGACUGCGCAUGUUGAGGCAGGCGAGGAACGGCGGGAGCGUCACCCCGCCGUACGCCCGACUGCUGAGGGAGCUGGAGAAGAGGGGCAGGGUCGAGAUCAGGACGUUUGAAGAGUGCCGCGAGACGCAGUGGGAUGAAGAGGGAAAGCGGUGGACAGUCACGACAGAGUGGUGUGGCGAAGUUUCGAAGAGGACGAAGGCGAAGCAGGAAGAGAGAACCGCGAGGGAAGAAUGGGAGGCCAUGGCUGACGAGGACAAGAGGCGGUCAAAGGAGGAGUGGCUCCGCAUAAAGGCAGAGCAUCGCGACGUCCUCGAUUCGCCUUCCACUUCUUCCUCGUCUUCAUCGCAGGACGACGUAGCGCCACCCUCGUCGCCGACCAGCGCCCGUUUCGAUUCCGACACCACCACCAGCACCACCGCCACCGCUUCCUCGACGCCCGCAUCGCCCCGCCAAAGCACCUUCGAGGUCGACUACAUUCUCAGCGCCACGGGUCCCUCGCUCGACUUUUCCGCGCUACCCUUCAUGCGCGAGCUCACCUCAAGCCGGCCGAUCGCGCACCACGGCGGUCUGCCGGUCCUGACGCAGGAUCUGCAGUACGCCAGCGGCUUGCCCCUGUUUGUCGUGGGAGCCUACUCGGCUCUCCAGAUCGGUCCCGCCGCCUUCAACCUGGGCGGGAUGAGGGAGGCGGCGGACAGGGUCGUUACGGCGCUGCAAAGCUUGCUCUUGGCAGACGCACCUCCGGCCAGCGCUGCCACCACCUCCGCGAAAGAAGAAGAGGGCGGCGAGAGAGGGCGCGGACCAAAGCAGACUGAGCAACAAGAGGACGGAGCGGACGCAUCGUGGUCCAAGAGCUUUACUCACUUUGGCUUCGAGUCGCUCCGGGUCGAAGGUUGA